This is a messenger RNA of Spinacia oleracea (spinach), 2556 nucleotides long. RefSeq lists its product as uncharacterized. The transcript is spliced from 12 exons. The record is from RefSeq and is a predicted model, not a curated record. NCBI's taxonomy places the organism in Eukaryota, Viridiplantae, Streptophyta, Magnoliopsida, Caryophyllales, Amaranthaceae. Bases 402 to 2309 code for a protein of 635 amino acids.
CAAAACAAUAAAAAAUUAGAAAACUGCUUCACCAUCUUUGAUGCAAAAAGGGGAAGUAUUUGCAAAAAGUUUACAGGAUUUGGUAAACUCUCUCCAUUCAUUAGAGAAGAAAGAACACUAUAUUUGGUCAAAAGGGAUAAUCUUUCUUUAUUUUAUUUAGUACCAAAAGUCUUGCACCUGUAUUUAUUAUUACCCCCUCACUCUUUCUCUGCUUAACUUCUUCAUUCUCAGAAUUUUUGUUUUUCUUCAUGAAAUCAAAUGAUUUGCUUUUAAUGGAGUUUUGUUUGUAAUUAAAUGGAGACAAGUUGAAUGUUUCUGAGAUUCUCAAGAGCUUGAUUUUAGUGGGUUUUUGCCCAUUUAUGGUGGUGGGUCUGGGUCAUUUCUGAUUUUCUCACUUAGAGAUGGGUUUGGAAGAUAAUGGAGAUGCGCAAAUGUUGGCACUUAAACUGAUUUCAAGACACAAACGUUCAAAGAGCUUUCCGGAUAAAAGAAGAGUUGAAAAUGGUGAUUCCGUUGAAGAGUCGCCUCGUCUAAAGUUGGACGUAGGACGAUUUAAAGACUCUAUCAAGACUAAGAAACAACAAUCUCCAAGGAUUGAAACUCAGAAUUCACUGAAACAAGAGAUUCAGCAACUCGAGAACAGAUUGCAGAGCCAAUUUUCUGUUCGUCGUGCUUUAGAAAAAGCAUUAGGUUCUGGUCCGUCUUCUUACGAGACAAAUGAACCUUUUACAGUCCCAAAGCCUCCAACAGAACUGAUAAAGGAAAUCGCGGUACUGGAAUUGGAAGUUGGAUAUUUGGAGCAAUACCUUCUAUCAUUGUACAGAAAAGCCUUUGAUCAACAGGUAUCCACCAUAUCUCCAAAUGCUAAAGAUCAACAACCAUCAUCAACUUCUCCAACUAUAAAGAAUCAGAGAAUAUCUUCAAUAUCUCCAACUAUUAAGGAUCAGAGACUUAAGUCCCCUCCUCCGUUGGUGACCCCACGCCGGCUUUUUGUAGACGAAGAUGCAGCUGAAACUGCAACAAAGGUUGAACAACAAUCAGGAUUUCAAUCUGUUCCUAGGGUGCUUACUAACACAAUCAAAGAAUCCGGUGAAAGCAAGACGUUUGAUGCUAACGUUCAUCGUUGCCACUCGUCUUUGUCACACCGUACAGCGCUCCCAACUAGGGCUUCUCCGGACUCUGUGGCUAAAGCUUUGCGCGCAUGCCAUUCUCAGCCCUUGUCCAUGUCUGAGUAUGCAGCAUCAAAUGUCAUAAGUCUUGCAGAGCAUCUUGGCACUCGUAUUUCAGACCACAUUCCAGAAACACCUAACAGGAUUUCAGAAGACAUGGUGAAAUGCAUGGCAGCCAUAUUUUACAAGCUAGGCGAACCCCCUGCAGAAAACAAUGGUCUCUUAUCACCCAAUUCCUCGUCAUCCUCAAUGGGUGUGUUAUCUCCUCAAUAUCAAUGCGACGCAUGGAGUCCGUCUUACGGGAAAGAUUCAUCUUUUGAUGCGCGUUUGGAUAAUCCGUUUAACGUGGAGGGGCUUAAGGAGUUUAGCGGUCCUUACAGCACUAUGGUGGAAGUCUCGUGUAUAUAUAGAGAGAGUCAGAAAUUGGGAGAUGUGGAACAUAUGUUGCAGAAUUUUACGUCACUCAUUUGCCAAUUACAAGAAGUAGAUCCGAAGAAAUUGAAAUACGAGGAGAAGCUUGCAUUUUGGAUUAAUGUUCACAAUGCUUUGGUGAUGCAUGCGUUUCUGGCGUAUGGCAUUCCACAGAAUAAUGUGAAGAGAGUCAUCUUACUAUUGAAGGCUGCUUACAAUGUUGGCGGUCAUACAAUAAGCGCUGACACCAUUCAGAGUUCUAUCCUGGGAUGCAGAAUGUCUCGUCCAGGGCAGUGGUUACGGAUGUUACUUUCCCCGAGAACAAAAUUCAAAGCAGGAGAUAACCGUCAGGCCUAUGCACUCGAACAUCCAGAACCCCUUCUACAUUUUUCCCUUUGCUCGGGAAGCCACUCUGAUCCCGCGCUUCGAGUAUACACCCCGAAAAGAGUGUUGCAAGAGCUAGAAUCUGCAAAAGACGAGUACAUCCGGGCCACUUUCGGUGUUCGGAAGGACCAGAAGGUAAUCUUGCCAAAGGUAGUCGAGUCAUACGCCAAAGACACCGGUUUGUGCUCAGCCGGUAUCAUCGAAAUGAUCCAACAAUCUUUACCCGAUACACUGAAAAAGACUCUUAAGAAAUGUCAAUCAGUAAAAUCUCGAAAGAGCAUCAUCGAAUGGAUGCCUCACAAUUUCACCUUUCGUUACUUGAUAUCGAAGGAAUCAGUGAAGUGAUGAUCUAGACCGAUUAACCCUAGUUAAUUUCGCGUAUAUUAUUAUUAAAAUUAUUUUUUGGUUCUUGGGUAGGAGAAAUUUAUCUUGUUAUUUCUGUUGUUCUUAGAGUAAUAGAAAUGGUUAUUGUACAAAAAGAAAAGGAGAUUGUUAGAGGUUAGUAUUAGGGAAGUACAGAACAGAGGAUUUCAGUCCAUUUGUAUAAAUGUAGUGGUAUUUAUCUAUUUAAUUAAUGGAAUUGGAAAUCAAA